This is a messenger RNA of Rosa rugosa (rugosa rose), 629 nucleotides long. RefSeq lists its product as uncharacterized. The coding region runs from base 84 to 413 and encodes 109 amino acids. Gene Ontology annotation, molecular function: cysteine-type peptidase activity. The record is from RefSeq and is a predicted model, not a curated record. Gene Ontology annotation, biological process: proteolysis. Lineage: Eukaryota; Viridiplantae; Streptophyta; Magnoliopsida; Rosales; Rosaceae. The transcript has 4 exons.
UCAAGAUAUAUGACAUUUUGUAUGCAUGUAGUGAUCAUUGGGUGUUGACACUUGUUGAUCCGGAGAAAGGAACUGCCUAUUUUAUGGACCCGCUGAAAAGACGCUUACCCACAGGAGAUUGGAUGUCUAUCGUGGAUACUGCUAUGCGUAUGUAUAUUUCUGAAAAGAAUAAGCAGAGUCGGAGUUCAGUCCAUUGGAAAAAUUUGGCUGGCAUUCCUCCCCAACCUAGCAACAAGGAGUGCGGGUACUUUAUCAUGCGAUACAUGAGAGAUAUCAUUGAGGAUAAAGACAUGUCAUUGUUUCCUUCCAAGUGGGAGAGGAGAGGCAGUAGCCAAUACACCCAGGCAGAUAUUGAUCAAGUGCGAAAUGAGUGGGGGAAGUUUGUUGUCAACACAUAUGUGCACGAGUCAUGAAGUAGCACACUUGUUGCUGGUACAUUUUAGAUAAGGAAAGCAUCCUUUUUUGUGCUUCUCUGCUGGUACAUUGUCAUGCACCAUGUGUGGCAUAUUUUGGAACCAUAUAUGUGUAUCAGCUUUUUGAUGUCCCGAGUAGAUGGGCAUGCACUAGAAUGCUUUUCUUGUGUAAAAUGUUGGUUUCAAUGAUUGGGAAAUGCAUCCCUUUUGCUUUUG